Molecule: messenger RNA, 1368 nt
Organism: Rhizophagus irregularis DAOM 181602=DAOM 197198
Lineage: Eukaryota; Fungi; Glomeromycota; Glomeromycetes; Glomerales; Glomeraceae
Biological process (GO): protein phosphorylation; signal transduction
Cellular component (GO): cytoplasm
Molecular function (GO): ATP binding; protein kinase activity
Source: RefSeq, a predicted model, not a curated record
AUGAGCUUCAUUAAAAAAUUAUCCAAAUUUAUUAAUAAAUUAAAUAUUUCUGAUAAAGAUUCUAAUUCCGUAAAAAUUAAUCAUGAAAAUUGUUAUGACCCAGAUAAUAAUAAAUUUUGGUGUAAAGAAUGUGUUCCUCGUUGCAUAAUUGAAGGAUGGACCAGUGGAAAUGAUGAUAUUGAUAAUUUUAUCAAGGAUACAAUUUAUAAUUAUGAUGAAGGUUUUUCAUUUCUUGAAUGGGUUCCAUUUGAUAGAUUUGAAGAUAUGAAACAAAUAGGUAAAGGCGGAUUUGCAAAAGUGUAUUCUGCAACUUGGAUUGAUGGUAUAGCAAAAUACAUUAAACAAGAUGAUGGAAAUUGGAUAAAAAGUGAACCUGAAUCCAAAAAAGUUGCUUUAAAAAUGCUGAAUGGAUCACAGAAUAUGUCAGCUGAUUUUUUAAAUGAGCUUAAAACACAUCGGAAGUUAAAUUGCUUGCAAGAAAGUUCUUUAGAAUUUUAUGGAAUAACUAAAGACCCAGAAACUGAAGAAUUUAUAAUGAUUAUGCAAUAUGCAGAUGAUGGAAAUUUGAGAAAUAUUCUUUCAAGUAAUUUUAACAAAAUUUUAUGGAAGGAGAAACUUAAAUAUUUAUCUUAUUCAGCAUUGGACCUUAAAUAUUUACAUGAAUUAGGAUAUUUUCAUAAAGAUUUUCAUAGUGGAAAUAUAUUAAGUAUUGAGGGAUAUUCUUAUAUAUCAGAUUUUGGAUUAUCUGGACCAUCAAAUGAACAAAAAUUAGAUAAUAAAAUAUAUGGUGUGUUGCCAUAUAUUGCUCCAGAAGUUUUAAAUGGAGAACCAUAUACAUUAUCUUCUUACAUUUAUAGUUUUGGUGUAAUUAUGGCUGAAUUAUCAUCUGGAAAACCACCUUUUCAUAAAAGAAAUCAUGAUAAUAGCUUAGCAUUAAAAAUAUGUAAUGGACUCAGACCAGAAUUUGGAAAAGGAACUCCUGAAAUUUAUAAGAAAUUAGCUCAUAGAUGUAUGGAUGCUAAUCCAAAUCAAAGACCAACAGCCAAUGAAUUAUAUGAAAUAUUAGAUUGUUGGUAUCAUUAUAAUGAUGAUGAAAAAUAUGGUUAUAAAGGAAAAGAAGUUAAAGCUGUAUUUGAUGAAGCUGAUAAAGAGAUACCAAAUAUUUCAGCCUUGUAUGAAAAAGAUCCUGAUGCUAUUUACACUAGUAGAGCAUUUACAUUUAAAAAUUUAUCAAAACCUAUUAAUUCAUCUUUUAUUGUUACAACAUAUCUUAAUGAAGAAGAUAAUGAUGGUUGUCAGGAUUCUCAGUUAGUUGACUUAGAGAUUUCUAGUUCAUUAAAAUUAAAGGAUGAUGAUGUUGACAACUAA